UUCUUGGAGCUUGGAGCCAAUGUACAGUCCGAGUUGGCAUCUUCCAUUUCCCUUCGUCCAUCGACGACCAGAAAGCUACCAGCAAUGACGAUUUUCUUCGCCGAUUCUCAAAUCUCCUCCACCACAGCAUCCGCUCAAGACCCUUUGUUGCCUUGGCUCUGGUCUAUCAAGGGUGCUCUUGAAAAUUCAACUUCAGGCAAUGUUUCUGGGUCAGAACUCGCCAAGCUUCUCUCCGAUUGCAUUGGAAAUUUCAGCGGCAAUGUCAAGUACAAAAACGAUGUUCGAUUUCUCAAGAUUUGGUUUCUCUCUAUUGGUAUGAGGGAGGAUUUUGAAACUGGGUUCAAGGAAUUGUUGGAGCAGGAGAUAUGCAUUGGCAAUUCUUUACUUUAUAUUUGGUUGGCAGCGUUUCUCGAAUCCAAGGGGAGGUUGAACGACGCUAACAUAGUUUAUGAGCUUGGGUUGAUGAGGAACGCUGAGCCCCUUGAGUGGCUGAAAAAGGCAAAAAGAUUGUUUAUUGAUAGGAUAUCUGAGUUGGUCAAUACUCAUUCAAUGCAAGUGAAUGAUGUCAGUGAAUCCACUAAAUUUGCAGAAAGUUACAUCAACCCUUGGUCUUCCUCCAUUAUGAACGAUUUAUUAAACAAGAUUAAUCCAAAGAUUAUGAAGUAUGAUGGUUACCAUUCAAGUACCAAAGCUUACUCUAAGAAGAUGAAUCUAAAGUCAUUGCGCAAUUCAUCAAGAAAUAAGAUUAUUGAGAUUGGUGGAAAGAAGUAUGAGAUUAAAGGUUGUGCCGGUACAGGUGGUUUUGCUCAAGUAUAUAAAUCAUAUCUUGACAGCAACCCGGAUGAUGUAGUGGCACUGAAGAUACAAACACCUCCUUUUCCUUGGGAGUUCUACAUGUAUCGUCAACUUGAUCUACGUGUCGCUGCUAAGGAAAGGUCAAGUUUUGGUUGUGCUCAUGCCAUGUAUCUCUAUUCUGACUACAGCAUACUUAUAUGUGAUUACUUGGCUAAUGGAACAUUGCAGGAUGCCAUAAAUUCGUAUGUAGUUCUUGGAAAGACAAUGGAAGAAGUUUUAUGCAUUUAUUACACCAUAGAGAUGCUCUACAUGCUAGAAACUUUGCACAGCAUUGGCAUUAUCCAUGGGGAUUUUAAACCGGACAAUCUUCUUGUUCGUUAUGCGGGUGAAAACCUAACAGAAGAUGAUUUUCAGGAUCGUCGUGGUCCUUGGCAAGAUCAGGGGCUUUGCCUUGUUGAUUGGGGAAGAGGUAUAGAUUUGCAACUCUUUCCCGAAAAUGUAGAAUUUAAAGGAGAUUGCCGAACUUCCGGCUUUCGUUGUCCAGAAAUGCUAGAGAAUAGACCUUGGAAAUAUCAGGUAGACAUCUAUGGCUUAUGUGUAGUCGUCCACACAAUGCUUCACGGUUCCUACAUGGAAGUUGAGAAAAAGGCAUCAUCCGAUGGUGACUUUGUUUAUUUACCCAAAUCAUCUUUUAAGCGGUAUUGGAACAUUGAAUUAUGGAAGAAUCUGUUCACGAAGUUGCUUAAUAUCACACCAGGUCAAUACAACAAAGAGUUGUUGCAGAGUUUAAGGAAAUCUUUCCAGGAUUACAUGUGCUCCAAUCCUCAACUUAUAAGGAAGUUAAAGGAAUUACUUGUAAAACAAAGAGCUUCCUUGUGUACUUCUUAAUCUAGAACCUCCUCUUGAAUAUAUGUAAAUUCCCAAAAAAAAUGUAGGUGGUUCAUGUCUGCCUCUAGCAAACUUAGAUUAGCUCAUUGCUCUCAUGAUGAAAUGUUUGUAUUCUUUUUUCUUGUCUGUAUUAUUAAAAACAAAAAAAGUUAGAAGAGUUGUAACUAAGUGGUUUCUUUGAAAUACUGUGUCUUGUGGGGUUCAUUGUUUAUCCUAAAGGUAAGCUGUAAUGUAGUAGGUUGCAGAUAUUCAUUUAGAUUAUAUAUACACACACAUAUGUUGUU
This is a messenger RNA of Cucumis melo (muskmelon), 1967 nucleotides long. RefSeq names its product mitotic checkpoint serine/threonine-protein kinase BUB1. The transcript is spliced from 14 exons. Gene Ontology annotation, biological process: meiotic sister chromatid cohesion, centromeric; mitotic spindle assembly checkpoint signaling; protein phosphorylation. NCBI's taxonomy places the organism in Eukaryota, Viridiplantae, Streptophyta, Magnoliopsida, Cucurbitales, Cucurbitaceae. The record is from RefSeq and is a predicted model, not a curated record. Gene Ontology annotation, molecular function: ATP binding; protein kinase activity. The coding region runs from base 85 to 1683 and encodes 532 amino acids.